Messenger RNA from Chelmon rostratus (copperband butterflyfish), 4311 nucleotides. RefSeq names its product solute carrier family 8 member B1 (gene slc8b1). Gene Ontology annotation, molecular function: calcium:sodium antiporter activity. The record is from RefSeq and is a predicted model, not a curated record. Gene Ontology annotation, cellular component: membrane. The transcript is spliced from 17 exons. Bases 347 to 2146 code for a protein of 599 amino acids. Lineage: Eukaryota; Metazoa; Chordata; Actinopteri; Chaetodontiformes; Chaetodontidae. Gene Ontology annotation, biological process: calcium export from the mitochondrion; intracellular calcium ion homeostasis.
CCACAGUUAUUAGACUUGGGGUAAACAAAGAUCAGAGCACGGGUCAGAGGCAAGAAGAGCCCUGACUGAGGAAGAGCUUCACUUACAUGCUGCCUUCUAGUCCUGUUGGAAAAAGCCGUUGUCCUGUUAUGUGCCUAUUCUAGUGUCAGUUUAGAGGUCGUUAUGUUUCGCUGAAAUCGUCAUUUACGAGGAGUCCAUGAAGGAGGCACAUGUCUUGGAAAAACAGGAGGUGGGGUUUCGGGCGAAGGUGUACACGAAGCCGAAAUUUCCGGAUUGCUGGACUAAAACAACCCACCACGGUCCCGCUAACCACCAGCAUGGACGCGGCUCCGGGAUAAAGUGAACGAUGUCUUCUGCUGUUUAUCUGUCACUUCUUCUGGUGUUAUCGUGUCACCAGCGGCUCGCCUCGGGCUCACAUGUCCUCGGGAACCCAACCGAUGUCGGACUAACCGGGUGGUCCGCAAACACCACACGAGCCGUGAUGUUUCAAAGCAGCAAAGAAGAGUGUGACCUUGUGAUGAACCUUAGUGCUGCAGACCGCUGUGCAUUUGUGAAGAACACACCGGACUGUAGCAUGGAAGAUGGCUUCAUCAGCUACCUUCGUGUGGCCUUCUGUCUGCUUCCUCCCAACCUCACACCUCUCACCAUCAUUCUCUGUAUUAUAUGGCUGUUCUUUUUAUUCUUCAUUCUUGGACUGGCAGCAUCAAAGUUUUUCUGCCCCAACCUGUCAGCCAUCUCCACCAGCCUGCACCUCACUCACAACGUGGCUGGUGUGACAUUUCUGGCUCUUGGUAAUGGAGCUCCAGACAUCUUCAGCGCCAUUGCAGCUAUCUCCCGCCCACACACUGCUGGGCUGGCUGUCGGAGCCUUAUUUGGAGCUGGUGUAUUUGUCACCACGGUAGUUGCCGGCAGCGUGGCGCUGGUCAAGCCUUUCACUGUGGCCUCCCGUCCGUUUCUGCGUGACGUCAUCUUCUACAUGGCGGCAGUGUUUUGGACUUUCUUCAUGUUGUUCAGAGGAACCAUGACACUGAGAGAAACAUUUGGAUACCUGAGCCUCUAUGUGGUCUAUGUACUGACCGUUAUCAUCAGUGCGUACAUCUACAACCGGCAGAAACAUUCAAUUAACUCCAGUGUCCGUCACGUUGCACAUAUCCCAGUCUCUGCUGCAGAGUUUCACUCCUCCGACUCGUCUGAUGAUGACAUUCCCUGCCUGACUGGCGGGCCCAUCCAGCACGAAUAUGAGUCUGAGUGCGUUUCAGAGUCCGAGUACAGGCCUCUUCUGCCUUACUCAGAAUCCACGAGUCAGAUCCUGCUGAGCUCUCUUAACCCGGUGGACAACAGGAAGUGGAGGAGGAAAUCAUGGAGAUGGAGAGUCCUCAAAAUGCUGAAGACACCUGUGGAGGUCCUGCUGCUGCUCUGCAUCCCUGUAGUCGACCCUGAUAAAGAAGACAAGAACUGGAGACGUCCAUUAAACUGCCUUCAUCUGAUCACAGCUCCUCUGGUGUGUGUGCUCGUCUUCCAGUCUGGAAUGUAUGGAGAUUAUAUGAUUCAAGGACAGUUUCCCAUCUGGCUGCUGACUCUUCUGCUGGGACUUUUCCUGUCUGCUAUUGUCUUCUGCACCACCACUAAUGACUGUCCUCCCAAAUAUCAUCCACUGUUUGCUAUUUUGGGCUUCGUGGUGAGUGCAGUGUUGAUCAGCGCAGUAGCCUCUGAAGUGGUCAGUCUUCUGCACAUGCUCGGUGUGGUGCUGAGUCUCAGCAACACUGUGCUGGGUCUGACUCUGCUGGCCUGGGGCAACAGCAUAGGAGACUGCUUUUCGGACAUCACCAUCGCCCGGCAGGGGUACCCACGGAUGGCCAUAUCUGCAUGUUUUGGAGGCAUCAUUUUCAACAUGGUGUUUGGUGUGGGUUUAGGAUGCCUGGUACAGAUGCUUAAAACACACGCCGAUGUGCAGUUUGAACUAGAGGGCUUGUUGACGUGGGUUCUUGCAGGAUCUCUGGGCUUGUCUUUAGUCCUGUCCUUCGUCAUCAUUCCACUGUGCCGGUUCCACUUGGGUCGUGCCUACGGGAUCUUUCUCCUCUUCUUCUACGCCACCUUCCUUGUCAUCGCACUGCUCACAGAGUUUGGCAAGAUCCACAGUGUAUAGGUGUGACUCUGAGGUCAGUCUGAAAUGAAGGACGUCCUCCUGGUAUACAAAAUGACACACUGGAACAGAGGCUGCAGACGAAUGACAUCCUCUUCUACACAUAAUAUUAACGCACUAUUUAUACAAGAAUCAACACUUUGUGCACUUGCCUGCUGUACCGAGUCAUCAUGUGGCUGGUUUGUGAAACCAAGCAGGUAUAUUAAUGACAAACUAAGACUUCUCUGCUCAGGGAGAGCUGAAACUAAUCAUCACUGUGCCUUUAUUCAACUUUUUGUUUGUGCUGACUGAUGGCACUUUGUGAAUCCAGGGGGAAAACACAAGUUGCAGAAACAUUGUGAAUGAACUAAGGCCUUGAACACACGUAUACAGAUAUUUUGCUAAAGGAACAUGUCGCUCUGCAGUUGGGCCUCUUGUUCACAAGCAAACGCCGUUUUAGGUCACCAAAACAGAUUUUUUUAAAAAAACGCCUUCAGUGCAGAUUUUUCAAAACAGUUUCUGUAUCAAUGAGUCAUUGCCUUACCUUUGUGUGUCACGUAUAAUGAGUGUGAAUCUGCAACUACAAGUUUUUUUUUGUUGUUGUUUUUUUUUUUAAAGGAAUGGGAAAAAUAUCCGUUUUAAAAAAUAUCAGUAUAGGUGUGGUCAAGGUUUAAAUGUACUGUAAAUCAAAAUGUUAAAAUGACCCUGUACAAAGCUGCUUUGGGGGAAUUAAAUAAUUUUGGUUUUGGUAUUUGUUUACAGGUUGUACAGAGUAAUGCUAUGCUUGUCUUUCCUCACUCUGUGUUAAAUUAUUACAAGUAAAUAAGCAGUUAGCAGCAGUAUGAUACAGCAAAAAUACAUCAAUGACAAUUUGAACAGUUUAAUAAAAUCCCUUAUUAACUAUACAUUACAGAAUAAGAAGUUAUAUAAAAGUAAAAUAGUUUGAGUCUGUUGAGACAUUAGUUAGGAGAUACGCUGUAAUUGUUUCGUUGGGUUCAGCUAACAGGAGUGUUAUUGUUUGUACUUUUGGUCUGUGUUAAUACUGGUCAUAUGGGCCGUUGAACUAAGGCAUCAGGUAUAAGUACUACAUGAUUUACAAGAGGUCGCAAAAAGGCCGACAGCAGUAUACAUACAGUACACAACAUUCUGCAGUAGUACAGGCUCUCUGGAAAUAUCUGCUGCGGUCUUUGAAAAGACCAAAAGAUGACAACAUUCCCGCCGGUUGAGUUACUGCUGUCGUUCUGUCUGAAGCAACGGCUCCAGAAAGGAGUCAUCAUUAACUCAUCUCACUCUCGCGUCAUCCAAAAGGCCCCCGGACUAGUUUCCCACUGUGACCAACAGGGAGCGGAGGGACUGGAAAAGACCUGGAGUGAUGGGGUUUCCUCGCAUUAAAAAACGCUGAGAUGGUAGCGAGUACAGUGUGUACGGCUUGCAAACUGGGCGUUAGUUGAUGCUGUGCGCUCCAGUCUGUGAGUUGAGCUGAGGCUGCGGGAAGGAAGACGGUUCAGAGACAGGACUGUCCAGAUCCCGCUCCAGGCUUUGGUCUGGCUGAGGCAGGUUUUCCCUUGAAUACUCUGCAUACCACUCCUGGAGAAACAAGGUGCAGAAAAAGUUAGCCGGUCACGACAGACCAUGCUACUGUUGUGGUACGCGGGAUUAUUUCUUCAGGGUCUUACCUGUAUCUCCUCCUCGUACAUUUUCAUGCUGAGGUCGCUCUUCGUUCUAGACCUACGACCCAGAUACACCAGAGACGAGUGCUGCACACAACAAAGCAGGAGGGAAAGCAAGUUAGUGGGACUUUAUGUGAAGAGCAGAGGACAAAGAGUUCAUUUGUUUGUGUGUGUGUAUUCUUACCCCACCCCUGUCCAUGGCUUGUAGGACUCCUUGUAGAGAGCUGAGGGAGGACAGUCCUGGGCAGGUCUGUUUGUACAGCUCCAGAGUGGCCAGAGCUUCAUCACGACUCACCUCGACUUCAAACACUAUCCCGUUCUCAUCUAGAGCACGUGCACACACAGACGGUAAAAUGACCCACUGAACGCUAUUUCACUCGCCACGCUGUCCUUUCACACAGGUGAUCAAUGAAAUGUUUUAUCUGAUUAUCUGUGCAAGAAAUGCUGUGAAUAUUUAACAAUACAUGAAGGCUGUUGUUCUUCAGUGCUAUACCAAACACACAGCUGUGUUUUUGUAAC